Molecule: messenger RNA, 2195 nt
Organism: Cydia pomonella (codling moth)
Lineage: Eukaryota; Metazoa; Arthropoda; Insecta; Lepidoptera; Tortricidae
Exons: 6
Coding region: 256-852 (198 amino acids)
Source: RefSeq, a predicted model, not a curated record
AAAGCGAGGAAGUUGAUGAUGGAUUGAUAAAACGCAAACGACAGGAAAUGGAAAUUGAAAUGACGUCGUUGUGAUUAAACACAAUCAUUGCAUUGCACCAUGUUACAGGAGUGUUAUCAAAGUACCUUUAUCCUGUGACGCACAAAAUAGGGAAAAAUAUGUGCCUAUAUAAGAUUAGUUAAUUUGUCUGUGGGCAUCAGUUACCAUUUGUAGCUCAUUAACUACACUAGAGAACAAAAUAAUCUAAUAGCAAAAAUGGCCCCAGUGAGUUUCCUGUUCGCGCUUGUCGUUUUGACGAGGCUUUCAGAUACCUACUCUCUCCCGUACAAUUCUGGUAAUGGAAUACAAGAUUCCUGGCCACGUGAAUGCGAGGGCAGAAAUUACUGUUGGAUAAAAACCGACGCUUACCGAAAACUACAAAAUAUAUUCGACGGUCUUUUGAGGGGAAAGACCAUGCAUUACAGGCUAGGCGAUGAGGAUGUGAGCGACCGAGACGGACAAGGAUCCCGGGUGAAAGAUAUAGGCCGAUGCAAACCAUCUAUGACCUACCCUAAAGUGAUAUACAUGAUUAAAGAUGAAGAUGGUACUAUCUGGUAUGUCCCGCAAACCACCAACUACACCGUUGAGAUUGAAAUCGAGGAAUGCGAGCAUCUUGGCCCGAUUCUGGAAGCUGAUAACACUGGUUUGGAUCCAAAUAAAUUAAGUGAAAAACAAGUGCACUGCGUCGAGCAACGAGUCGCACUUAUGUUCCCUGUACUGUACCAUGACGAUAAAAAAUAUAAGAUCAAGCUGCUGUCACCUCCCAAAGGGCUUCCACUGAGUUGUUCAACUAAAAUAGUCAAUAAACUGUAAAUAAAAUAAUUUCUAACAGUAUUGAAUGAUUCACGGUUAGUUUCACUAGACAUAAAUCGACCGGGAUAUGAUAUGAACCGUGAUUACAUUUUAUAUUGUUUAUGAGCUCUUGAUAUUUCGAUGCAGUUGCAUGCCGUUUUACGCAAGAAAAGAAUAAAUCAAUUUAAGUUAUUGUUUAAACUGUUUAUACGACUUUUUUUUUAUAAAAAGUUUUUAACCUUUAACAUAAAUAUUUAUACACCAAAGUAUCAAGUAUAAAUAUCGCUUAACCCGACAUUACUUGACUGUAUGUAAUACUACCACACGCUGACUUUGAAAAGCAGAGCUCGUAAACAAUUGUUAAACAAUAGAUCAACAUUAUGGUACUCUUUGUGCAAUUUUAAGCGGAAUCCCGCUAUAGUAUAUGAAAUGGGGUAUACCCCGUCGGGCAUACGGGCAUACAAUUUGCGUGGCGUUUUAAGAGCUAAUACUCAGGACCUUUAAAAUCCGAAUGCAAGACUCAGAUUAAAGACUACGCAGACACAGAUAUCUUGCGUUUCAGCAUUCUGAUGCGUACGCAUCAUCAUACAAACAGCAGCACAACUAAAUUGUAUUCUACACCAUUUUAUAGUAUAGAAGCCUACGGUAAGGUCGUAAGGUACACCCUUAUGGCUUAUUUCGUGUAAAUAUUUUUAGCUUACGCUAAAAGCUCCGUCACACUGACGCGGAAACGUUCCGGAGCGGUCGCAGAGCGGUGCGGUAAAGGCGGUGAUGUCACAUGGAUUGAAAACGUUUUGAUCGCGGACUCGCGUUGCAACCGCGUACGGCUACGGCCACGAACAUUAAUUUGUAAACCGUAUUUCCGUAAUAUUUGGGUCUUAAAUCAUUAACACAUGAAUAUUGUCAAACACUCAAUCAGGUUCUCCGUAACAUUCGUUAUUGCAAACAAUAUUGUUAUUUACUUCGUUCUGCACAACCGCUCCGCGGCCGAUCCGCGCUCAAUAUGACGAGCGACUGGCCGCGCCCGCACCGCUUCCUCGGUCGGUGGAUCGAGGGCGGAUUGAACGCAGUGAUUAGCAGUGUGGCAUAGCUCAUAACGUUAUGUGCAUUCCGAGUUGCGCGGCACCGCGCGCAAUCCGCGUUGGUUGUUCUACCACGUCAGUGUGACGGAGCCUUAAGUGCGCAACUGUAAUUUAUACGAGAGCCCUCAUGUUUGGUGCCCUCAAUUGUCUUUACUGCUCCGUUGGGUUGCGAAUUUAAUCUGGAUUUUUUAUGAAUAUGAUCUGUCAGUGUCAAAAGUGUCGUUUUUGAUUGAAGAAAUGAAUGAAUUCACAACCUGUUAUUACAAUCAGAAUAAGCGUCCA